GCAGUUCAUUGACGAAGAAGACUUUUUAUCGAGGAGAAAAGAAGGACGAUUGCAUCACGGCACGGUUCAUAUAUUUCUCCAGGAUUUGGAUUGGAAAGAAGCAUGGACGGCGGAGAGUCAGUGCAACAGACUCUCAUCACUUGAUGCCGAGCUUUGCGUCAUCUCUGUUCCUCCUCUCGUCCCCUCCCCACCUGCCACUUUGAAACUUUUCUUCUUCAAUCUUCUUCCCAUUCGAAGGCGUGAAGGUGAAGCUGCCCUUUUUGGAUGUUUCACGGGAAGAUAUUUGUGGGUUUCGCCCUCUUCAACCGUCACAGCUGAAGGAAAAGGAAAUGCUUAAAGAAGUCUGAUGCUUUUCGACGGUUCUGGUGUGAUAUACGACUUAGCAGAUGAGAUUUGGCUCAGUAAUGGCUGGCACAGAAAUUACUGAACAAGUGGACCAACUUAUGCUGCCAAGUCCUCCGCCGCUCACCGUCGGAAUAGCCAUCGAUGGAAGAAGUAAGAGCAAGUAUGUUGUCAGGUGGGCCUUGGACAAGUUCAUUCCUGAAGGUUCGGUUCGGUUCAAACUCUUACAUGUUCAUCCCCGAAUCACCACCGUGCCCACACCCAUGGGGAACAAGAUUCCCAUAUCCCAAGUCCGAGAGGAUGUAGCCGCUGCUAAUAGGAAGGAUGUCGAGUGGCAGACCACAGAAAUGCUCCUUCCUUUCAAGAAGAUGAUCACUCAAAAAAAGGUCCAAGCUGAUCUUGCAAUAAUUGAAUCUGAUGAUGUUGCAAACGCAAUCGCGGAAGAGGUUACAAAGUCUAAUAUCAACAAGCUUGUCGUUGGAGCUGCUUCUCAUGGGAUGUUUACGAGGAGAGUGAAGAAGCACAAUUUGACAUCUAGAAUCUCAGACUCCAUACCGGGCUUUUGCACAGUUUAUGCUGUUUCAAAUGGGAAAUUAUCAUCAAUUCGUCCAUCAGACUUGGAGUCAAAUUCAAGCAUCAGGGACGAUAGUAGCAAAACAAGUUGCUCCACAAACAGUGGGGGCACCUAUACUUCCAGCUCCCAUAGAGAUUCUCUCCUGGCAGCUUCAUAUAGCCACUGCCGUUCUUCUUCCCUGCCAAUGCAGCGGUUCCAAGCCCUCUCUUAUAUAAACACAGGCUUUCUUAACUCGGGAACGAGCACCUUGGAAGCUAAGCAUUCAAGAAGCCAGUCCGUGAUCUCAGAGGAAUUGGAUAAGGACGUUUUUAGGUCUGAUAUCUUUGACAGUAAUGUUGGGUACUCAGAGACCCAAAACUCUAGCUUCCAAAGCUCUAUGACUGAUCCACAAUCAUUCACCACUUAUCAAGGAAAUACUUCAGAUGCCCCGAGUGAUUCUCCUUCCCAUGAAAGUCGGGAAAACAUAAACUUCGAGCUAGAAAAACUUAGAGUUGAACUCAGACACGUUCGUGGAAUGCAUGCAAUAGCCCAAACUGAAGCAAUGGACGCAUCACGAAAGGCGGACGAGCUAAAUCGACGGCGGUUGGAGGAAGCAAUGAAGUUGAAAGAAAUUAAGCUGAAGGAGAGCAUAGCAGAAAAGCUAGCGAGGCAGGAGAAGGAGAGGUAUGAAGUCGCAAGGAAGGAAGCUGUACACAUGAUGGCAUCGGCACAGCAAGAGGCUUCGGAAAGGAGACAUGUGGAAAUGAAAACCUCGCGAGAUGUGAAGGAGAAGGAAAAGCUAGAGAAUGCUCUUCAUGGUCAUGUACAGCAGUAUCAGACGUUUACAUGGGAAGAGAUCGUUUCUGCUACGUCUUCAUUCUCUGAAAGCUGUCAAAUAGGGAUGGGGGCUUACGGAACAGUUUAUAAGUGCAGUCUGCAUCACACAGAUGUUGCAGUUAAAAUUCUCCACUCGAACGAGAAUCACAACUCUAAGCAAUUUCAGCAAGAGCUCGAGAUAUUGAGCAAAGUUUGGCACCCCCACUUGCUUCUCCUUGUUGGUGCAUGUCCUGAUCAUGGAUGCCUCAUCUACGAGUAUAUGGAGAACGGAAGCCUUGAAGAUAGGCUUAAGCGGAAAGAUAACACUCCUCCAAUCCCGUGGUUUGCUCGGUUCCGGAUUGCCUGGGAAGUGGCCUCUGCUCUUGUAUUCCUCCAUAACUCUAAGCCAAAGCCCAUCAUUCACCGUGACUUAAAACCUGCAAAUAUAUUGCUCGAUCAUAACUUCGUGAGCAAGAUUGGUGAUGUCGGACUCUCCACAAUGCUCCAUGCGGACUCUUCUCUAUCUAUGGACACGGGACCAGUCGGGACACUUUGUUACAUUGAUCCUGAGUACCAACGGACAGGGUUGAUCUCCCCCAAGUCCGAUGUGUACGCUCUUGGGAUGGUAAUUCUUCAAUUGUUGACCGCGAAACCUGUGAUUGCACUGACUCACACUAUGGAAAACGCAAUGGAAAAUGGGUCCUUAGUGGAGAUUUUGGAUCGCGAAGCAGGAAAUUGGCCCCACGAAGAGACAAAAGAACUGGCUUUGUUGGCUCUCAGCUGUGCUGAGCUUCGAAGAAGAGACAGACCCGACUUGAAAGAUAAAGUCCUUCCUGCUUUGGAGAGACUGAAAGAGGUUGCAGAUAGAGCCACCCGCGCUGGAAUCUCGACAGUUAGAUCUUCCCCUCCAAAUCAUUUCAUCUGCCCAAUACUAAAGGAUGUCAUGAAGGAUCCAUGUGUGGCUGCUGAUGGGUACAGCUAUGAGCGAAAAGCGAUUGAGAAAUGGCUCGAGGAGAACGAUAAAUCUCCAAUGACAAACCUGCCUCUGGCCCAUAAGAACCUGAUACCGAAUUACACACUUCUAUCUGCUAUAACUGAAUGGAAUUCUAUGGAGAAGAAUGCGCCUUUGUAGUGCCGGAUGUGAAUGAAAUCAAUCCGUUGCAUAUAUUUUAGUCGUUUGCGGAGACUCAUCUCAGGUUGCUCUUGUGAAACAAAUUAAUUAUCGUAUAUAUUUAACUUUUUAGUUUAGUUAGGAGAUUAAUUACUUUUUCAUCCUUCAAAAAGGGAAAAUUAGCUGAGGUUAAGGGUAUAUAUUGUUCCUGAUUUUGUCUC
Molecule: messenger RNA, 3043 nt
Organism: Punica granatum (pomegranate)
Lineage: Eukaryota; Viridiplantae; Streptophyta; Magnoliopsida; Myrtales; Lythraceae
Source: RefSeq, a predicted model, not a curated record